Messenger RNA from Suillus plorans, 756 nucleotides. RefSeq names its product N-terminal domain of NEFA-interacting nuclear protein NIP30-domain-containing protein. The transcript is spliced from 6 exons. Gene Ontology annotation, cellular component: nucleus. The record is from RefSeq and is a predicted model, not a curated record. The coding region runs from base 32 to 670 and encodes 212 amino acids. NCBI's taxonomy places the organism in Eukaryota, Fungi, Basidiomycota, Agaricomycetes, Boletales, Suillaceae.
GGGGUCAUUCAAUUAUCGGUAAGGUUAACACAUGGAGGACGGUUUUCCCUCAGUGUCAGCUAGCGGCCCUGUCGGCUCGAGAUUCAUUUCUCAAAACGACCUAGAGGAGGCGAAGGCCCGCAGAGACGAACAGUGGAAAGCAGCAUAUGCCAGGCUCGGACAGGUUCCUCCGCCACAGCCUGCGGAAGAUUCAUUCGAUGGUCGAAGUCUAGCAGAGAAAUUAGCCGCGAACAGGGCCGCGAAGCAGGAAGAAUGGGAGGAGAAGACGAAAUUAGCAAAUCAAUUUCGAGCACUAGAAGAGGACGAGAUCAUGUUUCUAGAUUCCAUCAGAGAAAAGCAGGCCGAAGAAGAACGCCUCCGGAAAGCACAGGACGGCGAGGAGCUUUCAGACUUCAGAAAAGCUGUUGCAGCUAGGGAAAAUGACCUCAACAAGCCUACGCAGCCUAUGGCACAACCACGGAAACAGAGUGAUGAUACUCCGGAGAAGCCUAAAGCUCCCGUGGUGACGUCCAAGAAAGAUGUCAAGAAAUCAUUGAAGGGUGUUGUAGUGAAGAAGAGACCCAAGUCUAAUGUUCCAACACCCAGCGAACGGAAGGCGAAGGAAUCUAUCAAGAACAUCGAUGAGGAUGCACCACCAGUCACAAAACGUCGCAAGAUAUCCGAAUCAUGACAUCCAUCGUAAUUCCAUCUCCCGACUUUCCUGUAGUUGUCAUUGUGGAUUUGUUCGUUGUAGCACCAUCUAAUUCAAGAACACGC